Ochlerotatus camptorhynchus is the source of this 3195-nucleotide messenger RNA. RefSeq names its product pyrokinin-1 receptor-like. The transcript is spliced from 6 exons. Lineage: Eukaryota; Metazoa; Arthropoda; Insecta; Diptera; Culicidae. The record is from RefSeq and is a predicted model, not a curated record. Bases 478 to 2511 code for a protein of 677 amino acids. Gene Ontology annotation, molecular function: neuromedin U receptor activity. Gene Ontology annotation, cellular component: plasma membrane. Gene Ontology annotation, biological process: neuropeptide signaling pathway.
GGACAGGCAACUGGUUGGUAUCGUAAAGUGGAUUCAAAAUACAUAAAAUGAAGUAGAAAUUGCUUCAGGACUCCUACACCUUGAUGCCGAAGCAAAUUUAGUCAAUGAGAAAAAUUAAGCGUCACUCAUGGAUGACUGGAAGAAUUAUUCACAGACAGAUAUUUGCUCGUUCCCUUGCUGGAUUGUGCAGACGUGUUUUAGCCUUGAAUUUCAAUUGGAAUGGAAAUUGCACGCAUGCAGUCAUAGCCUGGCUAAUUUAAAUUCAUUCAAUUAGCUGAGUCAAAAUAACCACUUGAAACUGGUCAAGUAUGUAACUGUAAAUGGACAUCGAGGGUGCAAUGUACAAAAAGAAAAGCAAAUGGAUAUUCAAUCCUUAAUCGUAACUUUAUUGUGAUGAUGUGCUGUUCAGUACGGGAAAGCAGCAAUCCUGUCGAGUGAUCGGGUGAUAAUUUCAAUGCUAUUAUAACUGUUUCCAAAAUGUUCAGUACAAACACAACAAAUGCAAUGAAGUUCGCGGAAAUGCAACGAGUAAAUGAAACUUUUACGUCUGUGAUAAUUAAUAGCAGUACCUUUUUAGAUUAUUUGGGUACAUCGCUGAAUUACAGUGGCACGGAAUGGUCUAUCGAUAAUUCGUCAUACUUUUACGGUCCUAAACGGGAUCCACUGUACGUUGUAAUACCAAUGACGAUCAUUUAUGUUUUGAUUUUUAUUACCGGAGUCAUUGGCAACAUCAGCACAUGCAUCGUGAUAUCAAAAAACAAAUCCAUGCAUACGGCGACCAACUACUACUUGUUUAGCCUGGCGAUAUCCGAUUUCCUAUUACUAAUUUCCGGCGUGCCACAGGAAAUUUAUUUUAUCUGGAGCAAAUAUCCUUACAUAUUUGGAGAAAUCUUUUGCGUAGUACGCGGAAUAGCAGCGGAAACGUCAGCGAAUGCCACUGUCUUAACAAUCACCGCCUUCACAAUUGAGCGAUACGUGGCUAUAUGCCAUCCUUUCCUUUCACAUACAAUGUCGAAACUAUCGCGAGCAAUUCGAUUUAUAUUUGCCAUCUGGCUGGUGGCGAUUGCUUCCGCCGUCCCACAGGCACUACAAUUCGGGGUAACUAAUCAGUCAGGAAUGGAUCAGUGCGUAGUGAAGCGAAUAAUCAUUCAGCAUUCCUUCGAGUUAUCGACGUUUUUGUUCUUCUUCGCACCGAUGACACUGAUAACGGUCCUAUAUGCCUUGAUUGGCCUAAAGCUCCGUUCUUCCACCUUAAUGAAACGGGACGGAACUCUACAGAGGCGGAACAACGCAUGUCCCAAUAACCGACAGCAAGGAAAUAGUCAAGGCACGAGAAGGGUUCUGAAGAUGUUGGUUGCAGUAGUAGUUGCAUUCUUCAUCUGCUGGGCUCCGUUCCACGCACAACGAUUGGUCUACAUUUAUGGUGUCGACAAGGAUCACCAACCCACCGAUCCACUGGUGUUGAAGUUAUUCGUGAUAACCACUUACAUCUCCGGCAUACUGUACUACCUAUCCACCUGUAUCAAUCCGCUUCUAUACAACAUCAUGAGUAACAAAUUUCGUCAAGCUUUCAAGGAGACGCUGGCCCGCGGCUGUCAAAUUUCGCGUAAAUCACGUGGUAAAGAGCGACCAUACCGAAUACUGUCCCGAAGGGAGCGACGUCCGACUUCAAACAAGGAGUCUUCUGAAUUCUCAGGCAAUUCCAUCAAAGAUGACAGCAUAUACUCAUCCUCUACUCAAAAACAGUCAAUCGAUUCCGUAGCGCUGUCGCGAGGCCACUCUGUGAAGCGUUUCAACCACGAGCGUUCGGCGGAUUGCGAAACAUUUGAUCGCCCCCAGAUGUUCACUUCAAAAGUGAUGAUGGCCUCGUCUGCUCAUUUGAAUCUGUACACCCAGGAGCAGGAGCUGUGUCUCAACAUUUAUCCUGCCAAUGAUUCGUUGUCCCAGCCGACGGAAAAUUUGUCUCGCAUUAGCAUACAAUUGAAUCGAUUAUCCUCGGACGAGACGCACCAGCACAGCCUCCAUCGACCUCACAUGUGCCCAACGUUAAUACCGCCAUCCUCGGCGUCUGAGCCAACCAUGCCAGGAACAACUUUCGCGGCUCAUUCGCUUGAUGAAAAUCUCAAUCAUUCCAAUCGGCGACUACCGAAUGAUGUCACCAAUCUCGAUCUAAUCUGCAGCCAGCAGGGGGAUAUAAAAAUAUGUAUUAAACGUAAAAAACGCCACCAGGAUAACCGUUUAAAGCUUUGGAGUUGUCUGCACCGCAUGUCGCCGUUGAAGGGUAAACAGCAUCAUUCUAGUCGACACCCAACGGCAGUUCAUUUUUACAGCUCCGUAUUAUGCAGUCAAAAGGAAAGUGCGGAGGAUAAUCAUAAAUCGAAAACUUCACCAACAGCAAAUGCGUAUCCGAUAGGUUUCAGCAUGCCGGUUUCGGAAGGCCAAGAAGAUGACCUCGAGGCAUAUAUGAAAGAGAUAAAAUUGAGGGAGAAUCAAAGCGGGUCCGUCCCCUGAGAUGUGCAAAAGACAGUUCCUCGGUAGGGCGGUAAACACACUGUACAGGCGAAGUUGUAUUUUUUCCGGCAAUUUACCGGAGUAAAAGUGUAAAAGGCCAGCAGGGUCAAAUGGGUUUCCAAAUAUGAAUUCAAGUGUGGGAAGGAAAUUUUCGCUUUCUCCCGUCGGCUCACAAGCAGAUGUUAGGUGGAAUAAUCAAUGUUGGAGAAGAUUCUUACAAAAUGUUUUAGAUGUGCCGCCAACUUUUCUGUCGUUAAUCUAGGAUACUAUUUUGAGAUGGCAGCAGACCAUAAACUCAGUUACGCUGGACUGAUUACCUAGACGCAGGAGUUAGCUGUUACCAUCUAUCAAUCAUUCAGUCACAAAUGACAUCGGUUAAACGUGUCUAGUGUAAGCCGCUACAUAUGUGGAGGUGGAGCUUCCCCGAAGAAGGAUUUGAGUGUAACAAUUAACAGAUUAUAAGCUUUGUCGUACUUCACAUUGAAGCUAGCAAAUUUGUUAAGAGUAGAGCGGAAUUAAAUCAGAUUGGCGCGUUGAUAUAGUAGGUAGGAAAAGCAUUUUUGUGUGUGUGCAAACAAUUGACGAAAACCGUAAAAUUCAAGUGAAAUGGCUGUGCAUAGAUCUAUCGAAUUUUUCAUUACCGUUACCAUUUAAUCUAACAUAGUACGUAAAUGUGAUAAGCUU